UCAGGGACCGAGAAACCUGGAGGGGUCACCGGGAAGGGGCCCAUCAGGGACUGGGCACCGGGACGGGGCCGAUCAGGGUCUGGGAACCGGGAUGGGGCACCGGGAAGGGAUCGAUCAGGGUCCGGGCACCAGGAAGGGGUUGAUCAGGGACCGAGAAACCUGGAGGGGUCACCGGGAAGGGGCCCAUCAGGGACUGGGCACCGGGACGGGGCCGAUCAGGGUCUGGGAACCGGGAUGGGGCACCGGGAAGGGAUCGAUCAGGGUCCGGGCACCAGGAAGGGGUUGAUCAGGGACCGAGAAACCUGGAGGGGUCACCGGGAAGGGGCCCAUCAGGGACUGGGCACCGGGACGGGGCCGAUCAGGGUCUGGGAACCGGGAUGGGGCACCGGGAAGGGAUCGAUCAGGGUCCGGGCACCAGGAAGGGGUUGAUCAGGGACCGAGAAACCUGGAGGGGUCACCGGGAAGGGGCCCAUCAGGGACUGGGCACCGGGACGGGGCCGAUCAGGGUCUGGGAACCGGGAUGGGGCACCGGGAAGGGAUCGAUCAGGGUCCGGGCACCAGGAAGGGGUUGAUCAGGGACCGAGAAACCUGGAGGGGUCACCGGGAAGGGGCCCAUCAGGGACUGGGCACCGGGACGGGGCCGAUCAGGGUCUGGGAACCGGGAUGGGGCACCGGGAAGGGAUCGAUCAGGGUCCGGGCACCAGGAAGGGGUUGAUCAGGGACCGAGAAACCUGGAGGGGUCACCGGGAAGGGGCCCAUCAGGGACUGGGCACCGGGACGGGGCCGAUCAGGGUCUGGGAACCGGGAUGGGGCACCGGGAAGGGAUCGAUCAGGGUCCGGGCACCAGGAAGGGGUUGAUCAGGGACCGAGAAACCUGGAGGGGUCACCGGGAAGGGGCCCAUCAGGGACUGGGCACCGGGACGGGGCCGAUCAGGGUCUGGGAACCGGGAUGGGGCACCGGGAAGGGAUCGAUCAGGGUCCGGGCACCAGGAAGGGGUUGAUCAGGGACCGAGAAACCUGGAGGGGUCACCGGGAAGGGGCCCAUCAGGGACUGGGCACCGGGACGGGGCCGAUCAGGGUCUGGGAACCGGGAUGGGGCACCGGGAAGGGAUCGAUCAGGGUCCGGGCACCAGGAAGGGGUUGAUCAGGGACCGAGAAACCUGGAGGGGUCACCGGGAAGGGGCCCAUCAGGGACUGGGCACCGGGACGGGGCCGAUCAGGGUCUGGGAACCGGGAUGGGGCACCGGGAAGGGAUCGAUCAGGGUCCGGGCACCAGGAAGGGGUUGAUCAGGGACCGAGAAACCUGGAGGGGUCACCGGGAAGGGGCCCAUCAGGGACUGGGCACCGGGACGGGGCCGAUCAGGGUCUGGGAACCGGGAUGGGGCACCGGGAAGGGAUCGAUCAGGGUCCGGGCACCAGGAAGGGGUUGAUCAGGGACCGAGAAACCUGGAGGGGUCACCGGGAAGGGGCCCAUCAGGGACUGGGCACCGGGACGGGGCCGAUCAGGGUCUGGGAACCGGGAUGGGGCACCGGGAAGGGAUCGAUCAGGGUCCGGGCACCAGGAAGGGGUUGAUCAGGGACCGAGAAACCUGGAGGGGUCACCGGGAAGGGGCCCAUCAGGGACUGGGCACCGGGACGGGGCCGAUCAGGGUCUGGGAACCGGGAUGGGGCACCGGGAAGGGAUCGAUCAGGGUCCGGGCACCAGGAAGGGGUUGAUCAGGGACCGAGAAACCUGGAGGGGUCACCGGGAAGGGGCCCAUCAGGGACUGGGCACCGGGACGGGGCCGAUCAGGGUCUGGGAACCGGGAUGGGGCACCGGGAAGGGAUCGAUCAGGGUCCGGGCACCAGGAAGGGGUUGAUCAGGGACCGAGAAACCUGGAGGGGUCACCGGGAAGGGGCCCAUCAGGGACUGGGCACCGGGACGGGGCCGAUCAGGGUCUGGGAACCGGGAUGGGGCACCGGGAAGGGAUCGAUCAGGGUCCGGGCACCAGGAAGGGGUUGAUCAGGGACCGAGAAACCUGGAGGGGUCACCGGGAAGGGGCCCAUCAGGGACUGGGCACCGGGACGGGGCCGAUCAGGGUCUGGGAACCGGGAUGGGGCACCGGGAAGGGAUCGAUCAGGGUCCGGGCACCAGGAAGGGGUUGAUCAGGGACCGAGAAACCUGGAGGGGUCACCGGGAAGGGGCCCAUCAGGGACUGGGCACCGGGACGGGGCCGAUCAGGGUCUGGGAACCGGGAUGGGGCACCGGGAAGGGAUCGAUCAGGGUCCGGGCACCAGGAAGGGGUUGAUCAGGGACCGAGAAACCUGGAGGGGUCACCGGGAAGGGGCCCAUCAGGGACUGGGCACCGGGACGGGGCCGAUCAGGGUCUGGGAACCGGGAUGGGGCACCGGGAAGGGAUCGAUCAGGGUCCGGGCACCAGGAAGGGGUUGAUCAGGGACCGAGAAACCUGGAGGGGUCACCGGGAAGGGGCCCAUCAGGGACUGGGCACCGGGACGGGGCCGAUCAGGGUCUGGGAACCGGGAUGGGGCACCGGGAAGGGAUCGAUCAGGGUCCGGGCACCAGGAAGGGGUUGAUCAGGGACCGAGAAACCUGGAGGGGUCACCGGGAAGGGGCCCAUCAGGGACUGGGCACCGGGACGGGGCCGAUCAGGGUCUGGGAACCGGGAUGGGGCACCGAGAAGGGAUCGAUCAGGGACCGAGAAACCGGGAGGGGUCACCGGGAAGGGGCCGAUCAGGGUCG
Messenger RNA from Struthio camelus australis, 2740 nucleotides. NCBI's taxonomy places the organism in Eukaryota, Metazoa, Chordata, Aves, Struthioniformes, Struthionidae. The record is from RefSeq and is a predicted model, not a curated record.